This is a messenger RNA of Rhineura floridana, 4536 nucleotides long. RefSeq names its product karyopherin subunit alpha 1 (gene KPNA1). The record is from RefSeq and is a predicted model, not a curated record. The transcript has 14 exons. NCBI's taxonomy places the organism in Eukaryota, Metazoa, Chordata, Lepidosauria, Squamata, Rhineuridae. Gene Ontology annotation, biological process: postsynapse to nucleus signaling pathway; NLS-bearing protein import into nucleus. Bases 171 to 1793 code for a protein of 540 amino acids. Gene Ontology annotation, molecular function: protein binding; nuclear import signal receptor activity. Gene Ontology annotation, cellular component: nucleus; cytoplasm; nucleoplasm.
AGGGGCAGGAAACUGCGCCAAAUGGCUGGCGCACUGGCGCGUGCGCACUGGCGGCUUUUACAGCCGGCUUCGCCGCGCAAGGAGUGAGAGGCGCCCGUGCGCCCCUCGGGCCCAGGGAGGACCUUGACGUCGCGGGGCCGGCUGCUUAGCCGGCCGCACUAGCAGAAACCAUGACAACUUCAGGAAAAGAGAACUUUCGACUGAAGAGCUAUAAGAACAAGUCUCUGAAUCCUGAUGAAAUGCGCCGCCGGCGUGAGGAAGAAGGCCUUCAGCUACGGAAGCAGAAACGAGAGGAACAGUUGUUUAAACGUAGAAAUGUUGCCACAGCUGAUGAAGAAGCUGAAGAAGAAGUUAUGUCAGAUGGCGGAUUCCAUGAAACUCAGAUCAAUAACAUGGAAAUGACUUCUUUGCAGAAUGCGGUGAUCACAUCUGAUAUGACUGAGAUGAUUUUCUCUAAUAGUCCUGAACAGCAGCUCUCAGCCACCCAGAAAUUCCGAAAACUUCUCUCAAAAGAACCAAAUCCUCCUAUAGAUGAGGUCAUCAGUACACCAGGUGUAGUGCCCAGGUUUGUAGAGUUCCUCAAACGGAAAGAAAACUGCACUUUACAGUUUGAAGCUGCCUGGGUGUUGACUAACAUUGCCUCCGGAAAUUCCCUUCAGACUCGGAUUGUGAUCCAAGCAGGAGCUGUUCCUAUUUUCAUAGAGCUACUCAGCUCAGAAUUUGAAGAUGUGCAAGAACAGGCUGUUUGGGCUCUUGGCAAUAUUGCAGGGGACAGUACUAUGUGCAGAGAUUAUGUGCUGGACUGCAACAUCUUACCCCCUCUAUUGCAAUUGCUUUCCAAACAGAAUCGUCUUACCAUGACUCGGAAUGCUGUGUGGGCACUCUCUAACCUUUGCAGAGGAAAGAAUCCUCCUCCAGAUUUUGUUAAGGUGUCACCCUGUCUGAGUGUGCUCUCAUGGCUGCUGUUUGUCAAUGACACCGAUGUUCUAGCAGAUGCAUGUUGGGCACUCUCAUACUUGUCUGAUGGACCCAAUGAUAAAAUCCAGGCUGUGAUUGAUGCAGGAGUAUGUAGGAGACUUGUGGAACUGCUCAUGCACAAUGACUACAAAGUGGUAUCUCCUGCCUUGCGAGCAGUUGGGAACAUUGUAACAGGGGAUGAUAUCCAGACCCAGGUAAUACUGAAUUGUUCAGCCCUGCAGAGUUUAUUACAUUUGCUUAGCAGUCCUAAAGAAUCAAUUAAAAAAGAAGCAUGUUGGACAAUUUCAAAUAUCACAGCUGGAAACAGAGCCCAGAUUCAGACUGUCAUAGAUGCCAACAUAUUCCCAGCUCUAAUAAAUAUUUUGCAAACUGCUGAGUUUCGGACAAGAAAAGAAGCCGCUUGGGCUAUUACUAAUGCAACAUCUGGUGGCUCUGCUGAGCAGAUCAAGUAUCUGGUAGAACUUGGCUGUAUCAAACCGCUCUGUGACCUCCUUACAGUGAUGGACUCAAAGAUUGUGCAAGUGGCACUUAAUGGGCUUGAAAACAUCCUGAGACUUGGUGAACAAGAAGCCAGGCGAAGCGGUACUGGCAUUAACCCAUACUGUGCUCUCAUUGAGGAAGCCUAUGGCCUGGAUAAGAUUGAAUUCCUGCAGAGCCAUGAGAACCAAGAAAUCUACCAGAAGGCCUUUGAUCUGAUUGAGCACUACUUCGGGACAGAGGAGGAGGACAGCAGCAUUGCCCCACAAGUAGAUAUUGGCCAGCAGCAGUACAUCUUCCAGCAGUGUGAGGCUCCCAUGGAAGGCUUCCAGCUGUGAGGUGCUCCUGUGCACUGUGUUGUACUGCCCAUCUAGUCCUGUUGUAGAGCUCUGAGUUGCCCACAGAGUGGUCCUGUUUUCCAUAAACCUGUGUGAGCUCAUUUGCUUGCUUCGCACACACGCUUCCUUAAACACAACUGGAAAACAUUUGGCUCUUUGUUGUUGGAUGCCACUUUGGUAAGGGCUUACCGUAACUGCUGUGCCCAUCUUGCCAGAGGUUGGGCACUUCUGUAAAGAUGUCAGUUUUUCCAAAUGAAGUACACACUAAAGUGGUGUGAUCCUAGAUUCUAAAACAAGGGUGGAGUUUCCUUUGUGUGUCUGUAUGUGUGUUGCAGUGUUCUUGCUAUCUACAGAAAAGGAUUUGAGAGAGACUUCCUUUCUGUGCACUACUUGGGUGCCUGUCUAAUUUGAUGCUCACACAGAAUUGAGUGGUGGUGGUUCUUUGUGUAGCAGCUUGGGUUCCUGUUGAUAUACAUGCCUAUCAAGAGAUAAUGGAAUGAGCUCUCCGUUCCCUGCACUUAUAGCCACCAAUGAAUAAGCUGCUCCAGAUUCUAGGAACACUGAACAAUUGACAACCAGCAGACUUCCUAUGCUGCCAUUUUGACUGCAUGGGAUUUGUUCUCUUCUGUCUGCACAAGGAAUAGGGAAGUGGCCCGUCUUUCUGUACCUUCCCAGUGGCAGCCAGUGCUUUUGUGAAGAUGUCUGAAAUUGUGUCAGGGAUAGAGGAACUGUUCCUGUUCAUCUGCCACAGCAUAAAUUGGCUCUCUUACAGACUGAAUCUUUUCAUGUUUUGAAAUUGAUGCUCAUUAAUAUUGUUACAGCUGAGAAAUCUACACUUGAGUUUUUGAAAACAGCUUGGUUGAACAGGGCUGUGUAAAUCCCCUUUUGUUGUAAACUCUUAAUCUGCUACAAUAUUGAGGAAAGGAAGAUACUGGCUCUGUGGGUUGCAUCUGCUUUCAUGAACUAUAGCUUCUAAGAAAGGACACCUGGAUUCUAGCAGCUUCAUUAAAAGCCACGCAAAACCCUCUGUCUAAUGAAAUCACACCCUCCUGAGUAAGGCCUGCACUUCAGUUGUGAAAUCAUCUGCUUAAUAUUCUUGCCUCACACCUCUCAUUUAAUCCUCUGGUGAAAUACCGGCACUUCAACUUCCUGCAACAGCCAAGAGCGUCAUUGCACUGUUUUCACGUAUUUGUAGAAUGCCUCUUUCACGAGCACCAAGAUCGUGGCUCUCCAGUACGCUUGGAUUUAAGGCAUUGGAUAUAAAUGCCAGCUGUUCUGAUCAUCUUCUCCCAACCCAAUGCAGCAUAGUCUUAACUUAACAUGGCAUCAGCCACUAUCAGCAAUGUUGUUCACUCUUUGUGAAUGCAUGGAUAUUGCAGGGGGCUUCUACCCUUUCCUGAUUUGGGUGGUCCUUUUAGUCAAUUUGACUUUCCAGAACAGACCUUUCAUUACAAACAUUUUGAAUUCUAGAAUCAAUUCUGCUGACAGAUCCUUCAUGUUACAAUUAACAAAAGACAACUGAUGUCGUCCACAACAAAAUGUACUUUGUCAAAAUAUUAGGUCUGGUCUCACCAGCGUUCUGUGUGACUGACCCUUCCACUGAACACUUUGCAUCUCUGUCUGUGCUUUUAUAGGAAAAUCCUCACAGCUGCCACUUGUGUCCAUUCAUCAUCAGCCUCCAUUCCCAAAGUUACUUUAUUUAGUAUUGCCCUGCUUUAUGCUAAAAAAGCAUUUUAUGUUUCCAUUGUCAACAUCUAUUGGACUUCAGCUGUUUAUAAUAUGAGAAUUUUAAAAUUGGGACUGAGCUCACAUUGGGAGCAGGAGUGGCGAAUGUGUUUUGCAAUAAGAUUAUUCCCCAUUUUUGGCAAUUGUUUUGGGGAAAGGAAAACCAGGCAAAAUAUGUUGGCCUCAUGUGAGGGUAGGAACCCGUGGUUACUCUGAUUUGGCACAGUAAGGGCAUCAUGUAAGCAAAUCUGGUUAUAUAAUGAUGUGAAAUUAUAAUGCUGCCUAUGGGGUCCCUAUGUGGCUGGAUUUGCCUUGGGGAAAAGUCCCCGUUUAACAAGGAAAAAAGGCAUCAAAACUGCAUAUGGGACAAAGCAGCAACAAACAGGAAGUAAACAAUGCACAAGAAAGGUGAGCGAGGAGUGGGGGGGGGGAAACAGUCAUGGGGUAUUUUGUGGACAAAAAUGCAGCCCAGCCUGUUUUUUUUUUAUUUUAAUUGGGUUAAUCUUUAAAACAGCUUCAAUGUUGCCUUUACAUCCCAUAGUAAACCAUGUUUCUUUAAGGGUGGUAGAAGCACUGAUGAAUAGCAAUCUUGUUUCAGCUUCCAGGGUUUUUUUGUGGCUGAGUUUUUUAAAGUGUAAAUUACUGAUGACAUGUCAUUUCUAUAAGAUUUGUUUUAAAUAAUGUACUUUAAUGAAUAGGUUUUUUUUCAUGGGGGAAGCUGCAUAUUUUGUAAGCCAACUUCAGUGAAGGGUGCAUGUGAUACAGAAACGUCUCACAUACAGAAACACUGAUAGUGUGUAUGUGUGUGUACCUAAAGUAUAUAUGCACAUACACACUCCUCCAGUGUGUGUGCUAAUGUGUAUGUAUAUAUGUAUAUUUACACACAUCCUAUAUCUUUCUCACACUGAAAGUUUUUCCCCCAAGCUAGUGAGAACGUGGUGCGUUGGUGUUCCUGCUAGGAAAUAAUGAAUUCUCUCUUUAAAGGAGUGAAUUAAACCAUAAAUACAUACAAAUGAAA